GGUCUGUCACCCUGACUACUACAGAGAGCUCACACUUCAGUAGUUGGUCUACCAACUGCUGUGGCCAUCUUUGGUGUUAAGUGCCAAAAAGGGAAAAGAUAAUUUCACAUUCAUUGAAAAGUUCUCCACUCCAGGCUCCACUGUAAAGGUAUAAAUUAACAGCCACUGAAUACCUGUUCUGUUAGUUGGAGAUCUGGACCAGGAGAAGCCUUUUUUUUCCUACAUGGAAACCCUUGAGGAGAAAGCCAUGGGAGGGAUACAUCGAACCUUGCUGUGCCAAGGCCCCGUGGAACUCAGAAGAGGCUGGAGAAGGAAGAAACAACAUCUCUCCUUGUUCAGUGAUGUUUUGAUUGUAUCUAAUAACCUGUGUAAGGGGAAUUUUAAGAUGAAAUAUGUCAUCCCACUGAGUUAUCUGUGGAUGGGUGACUAUGUGGACAUAGUUGGGACAGACAACAGCUCUGCUUGCAAGUCGAUUCUCCUGUCCUGGCCCAUGGGAAAUUUUGUGGCAACCUUUCGUUCCAUGGAACAGAAAGAUUGGUGGUAUUUUUAUCUCCAAAGAUCCAUUAAUGAAGCCACAAAGGGCUACAGGAAGCAUGUUAAACUCCCGAUAUUCACCGAGGACAUCCCAAGCUGUGCCAGUCCUUUAUAUGUAACAACAACAGACUUGGAAACAGUGAAUGAUGUUAUGAAGAAGUUACUACCUACGAUAGGAAUGCCUAGUGCUCAAGAUUACCAACUGUGGUUCUGUCGUGGCCUCCAAGAAGCCCCAAGCCUACUCCAAGAGCAUGAGCAUCCCUAUGACAUCAUAAUGAGAAACAUUCAAAGUAACGUCAGUCAACGACGACGGAAAUCAAGGAAGUGCACAGCUUUUCCUGCCCUGCCUGGGCUGUAUGUGGAACAACCAGAUCUACAGGGGCGAUUCAUCCUAAAGCCCACAGACCCAGCAGGAAGCCAGAAGCAGAGCAAUACAGAGGAGCCAACAGUUAAGAGAAGACGGCCUUUCAUAUCCUGGUUGUUCCACAAGGGCUCUGUGCCCCAUGAGGACCAAGUGUGCACAGCCCCGCCAGUUGUGAAGACAGGAAAACUCUUCGGAAAAGAUCUGACUGCCAUUUGUGAGGAUGGCAAUCUACCCACAGCAAUUCUGGACAUACUAUCCUUUAUUGGUGUAAGAGGGCCAAUCACUGAAGGCAUCUUCAGCACACCUGGCAAAAUAAGAGCAUUCCUAUCCCUAAAAGAAAGGCUGGAUUCCGGGACAGAAGUGAACUUGAACAACGAAAGUGUCCCUGUUGUGGCAUCUAUCUUAAAGGAGUUUCUAAAAAAUAUACCAGGAAGUGUGCUGACAUCUAGACUAUAUGAGGAAUGGCUUGGUGUCCUCGACCAAGUGUAUGAAGAGAAGAAAGUAGCUGCAGUGAAGAGUCUUUUAGAGCAACUACCCCAAGCAAAUAUCAUUCUUUUGAAACCACUUUUCGGGAUAUUAUAUAAAAUUGAGAGAAACUCUAGAUUCAACAGCAUGACAUCUUCUAAUUUAGCCAUUUGCAUAGCCCUGUGUAUUCUAUGCCUGCCUAGCUCUGGCAACUCAACAUUGGCAGAUAUCACCAAAAAGGUUUCUCUCGUCAAAUUCCUUAUUGAGAAUUAUCCAAAAAUAUUUGGAGAAAGCUCAUUUAUGAGAGCUCAUUAUGAGAGCUCAUUGCUUUGCUCUGAUGGGGAGAAGGCUUACAAUUCCCUGAAUACUCCAACCACCAACAGUGUUGAGACAGAGGAAGAAGAACAAGAAGACAACCCCUGUCCCAGUGGGAGGACAAGCCCCACAGGCAAUGAUGUAGUGCCCAGAAGUCCAACUGCUCCUCUCCACAGUAAGGGAACUAUAGGAACAUGUCAAAAUGUCUUUAAUAAAUCCAAUGAUUACAUGGGGCUCUGAUAUCAGCCAAGACAUAUGAGGAACACCCCACUGGAAAUUCUGAUAACCCACCAGCACCAAACAAGGAACUCCUCGUUGGAAAUUGACACCCAAUCACCAACAAGUGAGGAACAACUCAUUGUAAAUCCUGACACCCAUCACCACCCAUCAAGAGACACCUCUUUGGGAUGUCUCUCCUGAGUGUGUGUGAGGAUGGCAGUCUGCCUACUCCAGUACUGGAUAUGCUCUCUAUUAUUGAGGAAAAGGGACUACAUACGGAGAAGAUCUUCAGAACAAUGGCCAACAAAUCCUUCCAAACCCUUAAAGAAAAGCUUGAUGAUGGGGAGGAAGUCAACUUGACUGAAGAAUCUGUCCUUGUUGUUGCAUCUGUCUUAAAGCAGUGAGCAAUGGAACAACUUCUGAAUCCAGUACCAUCGAAGGUCAUAGUGUUCUACAGAACCAAAAACUGGAGGAUGAUGAUUGAGUCAGCAUCUGGAUCGGCCAAGCUAUCUUUCUGCCCAUGAUUUUCUUAGUAACUGGAGACAUGAGUCUCCAGAACUCCAUUGGGCUACAUCCUUCACUUUCUAUAUUAUUCCACUGAAAACUAGUUUUGGAAACCACUUACAACAUUUAACAGAAUUUGUUUGAAUCUUCUGGUUUUGUCCAGAAAUGAGAAUUCCUUUAAAUGAUAUUGAACGUGCCACCAUCAACCAAUAGAGAAACCCAAAGUGAUAUUUUUAGAGUAUGAAUUUGAGCCAUGAGUAAGAACUUCUCAGGUUCCAACUCAUUUUAUUUGAGGGUUUCCUUCUACCUCACACUUACCCAUAGUUUAGAAAACCUUAUUAUAUGACAUUCCUUCUGUUCUUCUAUUUUAUCAUAUUUGUUACAAAUAGUUUCACUUGCUAUAUUUUAUGCUGUAUGUUACAUAUUCUUUACUGUUAUAGUAAAUGUCAUCCAAUAACUUGA
This is a messenger RNA of Peromyscus maniculatus bairdii (prairie deer mouse), 2863 nucleotides long. NCBI's taxonomy places the organism in Eukaryota, Metazoa, Chordata, Mammalia, Rodentia, Cricetidae. The record is from RefSeq and is a predicted model, not a curated record.